AAUACUUACGGUGCUGUGGUUGGUUCUGGUCUAAAAAGGUUCAACCAAUUUUUUUGCAGCUUACUGUCUGUGGCUCCGUAAUUAAUUGUAGCUAGCAGUCUCUUAUCGACGUGUUUUAAAAGAACAUGAAGUAGUUGUUGUUUUUAUUAUAGGAGCUGCCAGCGUACGAGAUUGAGAUCCAACUGUGCUGCUGUUGUUGUCAUUUUACCUUGCGUGUGAUGUUGGAUAUGGGAGAACGAAAAGAAGUGAAAAUGAUUCCGAAAUCAUCGUUCAGUAUAAACAGCCUCGUACCAGAAGCCGCUCAGAGUGAUAACCACCAUAGAUCGCUUGACGAAGAGGAAAAGAUUCCUUUACCUGACCCAGGACAGGACUUGAAGUCGGAAAGUCUUUCCUGCAAAAAUGAUAAUUCUUCACCCGAAUCAACAUGCACAGACGAGAAGGAAAAACAGGAAGAGAAAAAGGAUUGCAAAGAAGGGGAUGGUGGGAAGGAGGGAGACAAGAAAAAUGGCAAGUAUGAGAAACCACCUUUCAGUUACAAUGCUUUAAUAAUGAUGGCCAUCAGGCAGAGUCCGGAGAAGCGGCUCACCCUGAACGGUAUUUAUGAGUUCAUCAUGAAAAAUUUUCCAUAUUAUCGAGAGAACAAGCAGGGUUGGCAGAAUUCCAUCAGGCAUAACCUCAGUCUAAACAAAUGUUUCGUUAAAGUCCCGCGGCAUUACGAUGACCCUGGUAAGGGGAACUACUGGAUGCUUGACCCCUCCAGCGACGACGUAUUCAUCGGCGGGACAACAGGCAAACUUCGCAGGAGAUCGACCACCUCUAGGGCCAAGUUGGCGUUUAAACGAGGCGCUCGCCUCACUUCCACUGGACUGACAUUUAUGGAUAGGGCUGGCUCUUUAUACUGGCCAAUGUCACCGUUUCUUUCGCUACAUCAUCCGAGGGCGAGCAGCGCGUUAAGCUAUAAUGGAACAACUUCAGCUUACCCAAGUCACCCUAUGUCUUACAGUACAAUGUUGACUCAAAAUAGUUUGGGGAACAACCACUCUUUCCCUGCUUCUAAUGGCUUAAGUGUCGAUAGACUUGUGAAUGGAGAAAUUCCUUACGCCACUCACCACCUCACGGCAGCAGCCUUGGCCGCCUCUGUGCCAUGUGGUCUGUCUGUGCCCUGUUCUGGCACAUACUCUUUAAACCCAUGUUCCGUUAACCUGCUUGCCGGACAGACUAGUUACUUUUUUCCUCACGUCCCCCAUCCAUCAAUGACUUCUCAAAGCAGCACAUCAAUGACGGCCCGGGCCGCUUCUUCCAACUCACCGCAGGCACAGUCAUCCCUCCCAUGUGAAUCCUUAAGACCAUCUCUGCCAAGCUUCUCCUCGGGACUUUCCGGAGGACUUUCCGAUUACUUCACACAUCAAAAUCAAGGGUCUACUUCAAACCCACUUAUACACUAACAAACAUCCACAGGAUCAGACUGUAAGUGAACAUUUUACACACAUUUACAUUGUAAAAUAUAUAAAGGGGAAAGUAAACAAAGAAAAAAACGAAAGCAACUGAAUUCCAGGUAUUUUUUAUUAAGAUUUCCAAUUUCUUUCUAUACACAUACGUCUAGUGUCGGGGGUUGUUUAUUAUCCACUGUCUGCAACGUGCAAUGUGAGAAGAAAAAAAGCGAAGAUUAAACGUAGGUUUUGGAAGGCAGUAUAAUUACCGUAGAAUGUGUAUUUAAAUUGUGAUUUCAGAUUUAUCUAAUUUUAAUAUAAAAUAUCUACUACCAUCAGUUCAACCGCCAGAUGUCCAUGUUUGCAGUAUUAUCACGUAUCAUGAUUGCUCUGGUGGAUUAUGAUUUUGCUAAAUUAAACACUAAUUUGUAUUGUUAUUUUCAAAUAAAUGUGUUUUGAAAGUACAGUAAGAACGCCCGUACUCAAACCAUGGCUUUUUGUUAUUUUGUCCUUUUCCUAUAAUCAAAUAAAUACAUGAAGAAACAUUCCUUUACAAUUUUGUUCUUAUUAUUGUUACUUUUUAGACCAAAGACUGGAUUUAGAAAUACUCGAGUUAUUUGAGUAUUAAAUAACACCUAGACGAAUCGUUACUGAAGGGGACAAAAUCAAUGAAUGCCUUUAGCUUGUGUUGUGCAUAUUUUAAUGUAUGUGGUCACGACCAGGUCACAUUUCUUUUUGUAAUUAGAAAAAUGUUAAAGCCUAUUGUGAUUAUAGGUUAACUUUGCGAACGUGUAACUCGUGUUGAGUAAAUGCCUUAUAAGGUACUGAGUGAUUGUUAAUGUCGUCUUUAAAUUUCAUGAUUGUGAUAUUGUGGUCUUAUGCCCGUGUUUGUCGCUUUACCGAACAAAAUAAAACAAUAGGUUACGUCCAUUUA
This is a messenger RNA of Paramormyrops kingsleyae, 2364 nucleotides long. The record is from RefSeq and is a predicted model, not a curated record. NCBI's taxonomy places the organism in Eukaryota, Metazoa, Chordata, Actinopteri, Osteoglossiformes, Mormyridae.